Musa acuminata AAA Group (dessert banana) is the source of this 4508-nucleotide messenger RNA. RefSeq names its product pentatricopeptide repeat-containing protein At1g06140, mitochondrial-like. The coding region runs from base 96 to 2807 and encodes 903 amino acids. Lineage: Eukaryota; Viridiplantae; Streptophyta; Magnoliopsida; Zingiberales; Musaceae. Gene Ontology annotation, molecular function: protein binding. The record is from RefSeq and is a predicted model, not a curated record. The transcript is spliced from 3 exons.
UUCACAAUGGACGGCUGUGAUCAGCGUCAACACUAAGGCGCAUUUGGGUAAAGCAGUAGAGAUAUAUUUGGUGUAUAUAGAGAAACGCUGAAGCCAUGAGUGGAUGCUCUCGUGCUCAGUACACGCUCGCCUCGGGACUCGGAGCCCUCGCUCAUGCAGGAGAUCACUGCGGCCUUCUCUCCCUCUUCUUUCACUCCUCCAGAGCGCAGCCCGUGAGGCCGGACCGGCCAAUCUACCUCGCCCUCCUCAAGGCUGCGGCCGCUGUCUCCUCCCGUUACACGGCCCUUUCCCUCCACGCCCACAUCGCCAAGUCGGGCUACCAACGCGAUGUCGUCGUCGCCACCGCAUUGGUCCAUGCGUUCUCCAGGUGCUCCGAUUCCGCAACUGCUCGUAGGUUGUUCGACGAAAUGCCGGAGAGAGACGCAGCGGCAUGGAACGCGAUGCUCUCUGGCUGCGCUCGUAACGGGGAUGCACAGCAAGCGCUGUCUAUGGCCUGUGAAAUGGCGUCCUGCGGUGUGAGGCCCAAUACGGUCACGCUCUCUGUUUUGCUUCAGGUUUGUGGUGGUGUUGAAGACAAGAGGCUCGGGCAAUCUGUACAUGCUUAUGCUGUUCGGCAUCUUCAACUUGUGGACACCUUCUUGGGUAAUUCUCUUGUUGUAUACUAUAACAGGGCUGGCGAUUCUCAUAUCUCGGAGAGAAUAUUUGAGAGGAUGUUGCGAAGAGAUAUCGUGUCAUGGAAUGCCAUGAUAACAGGGCGAGCUCAAUGUGGUUUUCGUUGGAGAGCUUUGGAAUUGUUUAAUUUGAUGAGGGAGGAGCACCAUCCGGAUCUUUUCAGCUUAGAGACAGUCCUACAAGUAUGUGCACAAAUUGGGGAAGACGCCAUUGAUGAUGGGCAGGCUACCCAUGGGCUUUUGGUUAAGUUGGGAUUUCAAAUGGAGGUUUAUGAGCAAAAUUCUCUGCUUCUAUUUUAUUGCAAAUGUGGAAUGAUGGAAUCUGCCCAAUCCAUUUUUGAUAAGAUGGAAGCAAGAAAUAUUGUCUCUUGGAAUAUUCUAAUUAAUGGUUAUGUUCAGAUGAGGUGCCUUGAUAAAGUUCUUAAUUUGGUUAGGUGCAUGAGCUUUAGUGAGCUAGGAGUUAGUUCUGAUCUCUUGGUGAGCAGUCUGCAAGCUGUUAGUCUAUUAGGAGGAGGCAGAAAGCAUAUCUUGUGCAUACAUUGCAUUGUUAUGGUGAUGGGAUUUCAUUCUGAUACUUACGUCAGUAGUUCGCUUAUUUCUGCAUAUGGUGACAAUGGAGAAAUUGAUUUAGCUCACAAAAGCUUCGAGCAUCUAGUAUCUAAAACAAGAAAUGACACUGUCUGCUGGAAUGCAUUGCUUUCUGUAUACGUUCGUAAUAUGUGUUUCUUAGAAGCACUUGAACAUCUCAGAAGUAUGCAUGUCAACGCAUGUAGUUUAGAUGCUGUCACUAUCGUAAACAUGCUUUCUGUUUGUACUGGGACACUAAAUUUGAGAUCAGGCAAGGUUAUUCAUGGAUUUAUGCUCAGAAAUAAACAUGAUCACAAUGUUUUUGCUAUCACAGCAUUGCUAGAACACUAUGCUAAAUGUGGUGCUGUAACUGAAGCUUGUUACUUGUUCCUGGAGAUUCCAGUUCGGAAUAGAGUAACAUGGAACACGAUGGUUCACUGCUGUGUCCAUAAUGGCUUUCCUAGGACAUCAGUGAAGCUUUUCUAUCUUAUGCAAGAGCAGGAUGGUUUUAUGCCAGAUGCAACAUCCGUUGUGGGAGUUAUAAAGGCAAUUGCUCAGAGAGGAUAUGAAGAAGAAAAAAACUACAUUCACAAAUAUGUAACUGAAAGAGGUUUUACUGAUAAUGAGUUUGUUGCUAAUUCACUUAUUGCAAUGCAUGCAAGAUUCCAUGAUUUUGACAAGGCAAUCAGUGUCUUUGAAAGAACUAGCAAACUCAGCACAGUUACAUGGAAUACUAUGAUAUCAGGGUAUUCCAACUAUGGUCUAGCAAACAAGGCUAUGCCAGUUUACCAUCUCAUGAAGUUACAGAAUGUUGCACCAGACUUGGUUACAUUUUUAUGUCUCCUUCGUGCCUGUACAACUUUAUGUUCUUUGAAUUGCUUAAUGCAGAUCCACACAGUUAUAUGCAAAGCUGGUUAUGAAUCUGACAUGUUCGUUGGGACUUCCCUAGUAUAUGGAUAUGCAAAAUGUGGUGAUUUAAGCAUGGCCCGGUUGAUCUUUGAUGGAUUGGAAUCUAAAUCAACAGUAUCAUGGAAUUCCAUGAUUCAGGGUUAUGGUGUGCAUGGAAAUGCAGAGGCAGUUCAUGAACUCUUCUCUGAGAUGCAGCAAUCUGGCAAAGUUCCUACUGUAGUUACUUUUCUCAAUAUUAUAUCAGCUUGUAGCCAUGUGGGAGAUGUAGAGAAGGGGAAGCACUAUUACGAUCUUAUGACACUUGUCCACUCAGUCAUACCAAACAGGGAGCUCCUUUCCUCCCUUGCUGACCUCCUUGGCCGUAGUGGAAGGCUUAAGGAGGCACAUGAAGUGUUGGAGAAAGGCCCCUUUGAUCCAGGAUUGGAUGCUUGGGGUGCACUAUUAGGAGCUUGUCGGAUUCAAGGUAACUUAGAAAUAGGAAUGAUAGCAGCUAACAAUGUACUUGAAUUGGAUCCCAUCCACCAUGGAUACAAUUUGCUUUUGUCAAACAUGCAUGCGGAGGCUGGAAGAUGGAUUGUUGCAUCUAAGAUCAGAAAAAGAGUUGACAAAACAGGGCUCAACAAAGCUUCUGGCUGGAGCAUGGUUGAGGGUUUUUUGUGAUUAUGGAUACCAGCCUUGUGAGAUUGCAUUUUAAACUGGAUAGAGAUUCUCUAUUGUAGAAGCAACAAGUUGCAUUUCAGAGUGAAUGAUUCUAUAUUAAAAUUAAAAGGAAAUGGAAUGAAAUAUAUGUGAUGUUCAUGCGGCAUCGUGGCUUAUGAAAAUUGAAGAAUUUCCUACUGUAUACAGCAAGCAUUUCCUCAAAUUGAAGAGUGAUGAUCAAUGUGGAUCAAGAAUGCAAGAAGUACAGGGGCUAUCACAUUUGUGACCUAUUAUUAAUAUGUUUCCAACUAAGGGUUAUAGUGUCAUGGAAUGCUAUGAUUCCGGGUCUGUUCAAUGCAGUUUUGGUUGGAGAGAUUUGUAAUCGAUGUAAUUUGUUGACGGAGGACCACCUUCUGGGCCUUGUCACCCUCAAGGAAACACCAUCAACAUAUAUGAAAUCUGGGGAUGAGUCGUUGAUGAUGGACAGGCUAUCCAUGUGCAUUCGGUUAAUUUGGGAUUUCAAAUGGAUUUUUAUGUUGGAAAUUUCUCUGCUUCGCUUGUAUUGCAAAUGUUUUAUGAUGAAGUAUGGUGAAUCCAUUUGAAAGUUAUUUAUGCAAGAGCAGAAGAUGCCACAUCCACUGGGAUUGCUUAGUGAGGCUAUGAGGGUGAAAGAAACUACAUUCACAAAAUUUUAGUCGAAAGAGAUUUCACUUAUGAUGAGUUUGCUGCUAAUUUUCUUAUAGCAGUGUAAUCAAGAUUCCGAUUUUGUUGAGGCAAUUGAUCUAUAUGAAAGAACUGGCAAAACUCGGGAUGGCUGCAUAGUAUAUAUACUAUGAUAUCAGAGUAUUCCAAUUAUGGCCCAGUAAACAAGGCUAUCUCAGUUUGCCAUCUCAUAAUGUUUGGCACCUGUCUUGGUUACACUAUUGUCUUUGUGACUCUAUACAGCUUUAGGUUCAUCGAGUGCUUAAUGCAUACUCACAUGAUUAUGUGCAGAUCUGAUAUGAAGCUGACAUGUUCUUGUGACUUCCAUGAUACAUGGGUUGCAAUAUAUGAUUUGUUUUAAGCUGACAUGUCUUUGUGGAUCCUUGUCUCUGGCAUAUUUCUAUUCAGACAUCUUCAUCAACUAAAGUUCAGAUCUGCAAGGAUGCGUCAAAGUGGAACCUCAUCAGGACUUUGAGCUUAACUUAUAUUACUAACACCGAUCCUUUUAUGGACAUACUGAUAUUGAAAUAACAAGAAUCUCUUGGUACUCCAAAUUCUUCUCUUGCUAGUGAUCGACAGGAGCUGGUGAGCUAUCCAAAUAAGUAUAGUUGAUGACUCAAUGCUAUGGUUCUGCUUCUCCUCCAUCUUGUGUGGCUUUCAGGCUUUGGCCUACUGUCCGAAAAUGCAAGAGAAAGACAUUUGGCAUUAGAUUUUUCCUUUGUCUCAUGAUGUGCAAUAUUUUCCAGGCUAGUGUUCCAUUUCUGGAGGAUGUAUAUUACAACACUUCAAUGACAUGGCUGUCCCAAUAAACUCCAAAGAAUCCAGAGUCAACAGAAAGGUUGCAUCAGAAGGCUUUUACCAUACUCCCUUGUCAUACUGAUUUAAUUCCGAAGGCUUUUAAAAUUGUCCCAUAAAAGAAUGUUUUGCUUGUUGAUCUGGAAAUGCUUACACUUUAAGCAUAUUACUAUUUUCCAACGAUAUGUUAUCCGACUCUUGAUGAAGUGCACCUUCUUGCGUUGA